Molecule: messenger RNA, 2621 nt
Organism: Astyanax mexicanus (Mexican tetra)
Lineage: Eukaryota; Metazoa; Chordata; Actinopteri; Characiformes; Acestrorhamphidae
Gene: hs2st1a
Product: heparan sulfate 2-O-sulfotransferase 1a
Exons: 8
Coding region: 207-1274 (355 amino acids)
Cellular component (GO): membrane
Molecular function (GO): heparan sulfate 2-sulfotransferase activity
Source: RefSeq, a predicted model, not a curated record
AACCGGAAGUGACUACACAUUUCGUCGGAAGUAGCGACUCAGGCGACCCAAACACUGCUCCGACGUUGCUGAUUGGAUUCGGAUUGUUUUAGGCAGAAACCGGUUUAUUUUUUGGAGUUUGUUUGGCGUUUUACAGCUGCAGAAGAACACAUCCCAGCCCAUCCGCCGGAGCCACACGGCAUGUCCUCCUCUUCCCGGCUGAUUUGAUGGCGCUGUGGAGGAUGAUGAUGCCGCCCAAGUAUCAGCUCCUGGCACUGCUGGCGUUCGCAGUGGCCAUGGUGUUCUUGGAGAACCAGAUUCAGAAGCUGGAGGAGUCGAGAGGAAAGCUGGAGCGUGCUAUAGCCAGACAUGAGGUGCGUGAGGUUGAUGAACGACACGUUCAGGAAGGAGUGAGAGCAGCACCGGGGGGUGAAGAGGAUGACAUUGUGGUCAUCUAUAACAGAGUCCCCAAAACAGCCAGCACAUCCUUCACUAACAUUGCCUACGAUCUGUGCAGCCGGAACCACUACCACGUCCUGCACAUCAACACCACCAAGAACAACCCCGUCAUGUCCCUGCAGGACCAGGUGCGGUUUGUUAAGAAUGUGACGUCGUGGAAGGAGAUGAAGCCAGCUUUCUACCACGGCCAUGUUUCAUUUCUGGACUUUACAAAAUUUGGUGUUGCGAAGAAGCCCAUUUACAUCAAUAUAAUCAGAGAUCCGAUUGAGCGCCUGGUGUCCUACUACUACUUUCUGCGCUUCGGAGACGACUACAGACCCGGCCUGAGACGCAGGAAACAAGGGGACAAGAAGACAUUUGAUGAGUGUGUAGCUGCAGGAGGAUCAGACUGUGCUCCUGAGAAGCUUUGGCUUCAGAUUCCCUUCUUCUGUGGUCAUUACUCAGAGUGCUGGAACAUUGGGAGCCACUGGGCUCUGGAACAGGCUAAGUAUAACCUGGUGAACGAGUACAUGCUGGUGGGCGUGACGGAGGAGCUGGAGGACUUUGUGAUGAUGCUGGAAGCAACACUGCCACGCUUCUUCAAAGGGGCCACAGAGCUCUAUAGAACAGGUAAAAAAUCCCACCUGAGGAAAACCAGCGAGAAGAAGCCUCCCACUAAAGAGUCCAUAGCCAGACUGCAGCAGUCGGCCAUCUGGAAGAUGGAGAAUGAGUUCUACGAGUUUGCUCUGGAGCAGUUCCAGUUCGCUCGUGCCCACGCAGUGCGGGAAAAGGACGGAGAGCUUUACCUGCUGGCACAGAACUUCUUCUACGAGAAAAUCUAUCCCAAAACUACGUGAGAUGUUUGAGCUGUACUCUAGUGCCACAUACUGUCGUCAUAUUCACCACAGAGGGAGAAAUCAGCCCGGCGUGGCUGAACACCUCCCUACCUGGACCCUGUGCUUCUCUGGUCACCUGGGAGUGCAGGUGUGCGUGAGGGGCAGCUGUGUGUAUCAGCGAGGGGUUGAGGUGAAUAGAUUUCUCUAAAGAACUGCCUCAGAUGCAUGUCAAACUGUUCAAAGUGAAGCGGCAGUAAACCAUCAAUACUCAGUAACUUGUUACUAGUUGUGGCUGUACACCACAGCACCUGAAUCCAUUACAGCUGUGGUUCCCCACCCUGGUCCUGGAGGACCUCCUCUCCUGCACAUAGGUGCUGUCCUACAACAUGAAUGAAUAGCAUUCAUUUUACCUCCUUGUUUCUACCCCAUUAUUAGUUUGGGUGUUAUGCAUAAUUUAUUAUCCUCCUUUCACUCUGUUCUUUAAUGAUCAGGACCCCACAGGAGAGAGAGAGAGAGAGACCACCGCCACAGAGCAGCUACUAUUCUCAGCACUGAUUAGCAUUGGCACUGGUGAAGAAAGGUCAACACUUUUUACUUUAUCUACAAGGUGUUUCAGCUGUAGGUGGGAGUGCGUAAUAGAGUGGAGGACAGUGAGUGAAGAACACAGUGUUUAAAACCUCCAGCAGCACUGCUGCAUCUUAACCACGCACUGAACCAGAACACCUCAAACACCACCACCAUGCUAAUCAGUGUUAUCUCAAUGCUAAGAGUGACCCACCACCCAAAUAAUAAUAGCUGCUCUUUGGAGGUCUAUUCUGUGGUGUCCUGACAAAUUAAAGUACAGGUAGAAAGGGUGACCAGGAUAGUGUAUAUAAUUAUACCUACUGUAUCCUUCACUGAAGAACUGGAUAUAGGUUGUAGAAAAAAGGAGGAGGUCAUAAUGUUACGAUCGGUUUAUACCAGGUUAUAAAAUAUUUCAGUAAAGGUGAUAUUAUUUUUGACAUAUUAUAUGUGACAUAUUUAUAGGUCUGUACAUUGUAUUUUAUUGUUUUCUUGAAUUCUUGGUAAUUUUUUGGUGGCUUUUUUUGUCUCACUCAUUUUGAUAUUGAAAUAACAUCAUAUCGACCAAAUAUUUUGGCCAUAACAUCCAGUAGUGCAUUCUCAUUUACAAGCACUUUCUGGGUUUAGAAUUAUUUAGAAUUAUUUUGGAGCAGCAAAAGUGCCAAAAUGUGCGGGACGGGAGGAUCUCCAGGACCUCCAGGAUUGGAAACUACUGUGCUGUGGGAAUUAUUCACUUAAAAUGUUGCUAAUCAUGAAUAGAAGUAAUGCUAGCUGAUGUGUUUACGCUAAAUAAACUCACUACUUAUA